Molecule: messenger RNA, 2369 nt
Organism: Penaeus chinensis
Lineage: Eukaryota; Metazoa; Arthropoda; Malacostraca; Decapoda; Penaeidae
Gene: DNApol-alpha73
Product: DNA polymerase alpha subunit B-like
Exons: 11
Coding region: 86-1858 (590 amino acids)
Biological process (GO): DNA replication; DNA replication initiation
Cellular component (GO): alpha DNA polymerase:primase complex
Molecular function (GO): DNA binding
Source: RefSeq, a predicted model, not a curated record
GAGCGUCGCGUGCGCGUCAUGGCGGGCCGAGCGGCGGCCUUUGGCGGGAAACGCGGUGUUUACGUCCCGCGGCGGCCGAGUGGAGAUGGUGUCUGCCACGCAAAUCGUUGAGGACUUCGACACUUUUGGUGUCACUUUGCAAGAUGCCAAGCUUAUUGAAAAAUGCUUGGACUUAUGCAGGGCUUAUGGAGUAGAUGGAGAAGGCAUUGCAGCCUGUUGGAUAUCAUUUGCAAGCAACAAUGGAUAUGAUUCUUUGACACCUGAAGGACUCGACCAUUUUGAGCGUGAAGAACUUACAAAAAAUAAGAAAACGAGCAUUAAAAAGACGGAGAAUUUCCAGAUAUAUGAUGCAUCAACCAUUGAUGAAAUAGCUGGCGAGGAUGAUAAUGAUUUGAUUGUAGCUUAUGGAGGAACUCCAACGCCAAAGCAAAGGAGCAAGCGGCAGUUAACUCCUGACAAUAACAUUGUGAAACGACAUGUUGGACCAUCUAGAUCUAUUUCAGCACAGUUCUCACCAGCUUCCAUGUCCCCAAGUGUUGUUACUACUCCAUCACAAAAGUAUUCAUCACGUAAUAAUGCUGGUAACACGGUUUCCUCUUUUGGAGAAAUGAAGAAAGAAAAUUCAAAAGCAGAUAUGAGGAAUAAUCUAGAGAUGCGCGUGAUACCAAUGGGUGGAGAUGAAAUUUUAAGUCAGGUUUAUAAAUACAUGUUUGAGAAGGUUCGUGAUGCCGCUGAUGUGCUUGAUGAUAUAAUCACUUCGCUUGCAGACCAAAUGAUUACCGAUCUUAAUACUGAAGAGUACUCCCAGCUCACAUCACCUAGCAAUGAAGCUGUGUGCACUGUUGGCCGGAUAUGUUGUGAUAGUGUUGGCCGAUUAAAUUUUGCAUCAGUAUUGUUGGAGGGGUCUCGUGAAAUAAGUGGUGGCAGUGCAGUUCCUCUGGACCUCUCACAUUUGUCUGAAUUUUCUCUCUUUCCUGGACAAAUAGUUGCUGUACGUGGUGUAAAUACUACAGGAAAUAAACUGGUAGUACAAGAACUUUUGCCAGGAAAAGUACUUCCACUUCCUGAUUCGCCAGAUAUCAUCAAGAAUGCUACAGAUGCAGUACAAGUAGUAGUUGCCAGUGGCCCUUUCACAACCACUGAUAACUUGCUCUAUGAGCCUCUGACAGACCUCUUGUCAGUCUUGAAAGAAAAUCCUCCACACAUGCUUAUUCUUCUUGGACCUCUGUUGGAUGCUGCUCACCCACUGGUAGUUGAAAAUCAGUUAGCAGAAACUCAUGAGGCUGUGGUGUCACGCUGUCUUCGAAUUAUUACUUCAACCUUUGAAAACUCAGGUACUGAAGUUGUUUUAGUACCCUCUUCUAGAGAUGUGUGUUGUCCUACAGUAUAUCCAACACCACCUUAUGAUGUUGGGAAUAGCCUAACCUCUGUAAGCGACCCAGUCCUCUUAGACAUCAAUGGCACAGUUGUUGCGCUGACGGCCACAGAUAUUCUGUUUCAUCUUGGGAAGGAAGAGAUAUCCUUCCCGCCACAAGGAUCUGACCGUCUUGGGCGACUGGCAAGACACAUUUUAAGACAGCAGAGUAUGUACCCUUUAUACCCUCCUCCUGAAGGGAUUUCUGUUGAUCAAGAGCAAGCUGACACAAAUGCAAGAUUACCCUGUACUCCACACCUGCUUAUUCUUCCUUCAGAUCUCCGAUAUUUUGUUAGAGAGAUAGAAGGCUGUGUAGUGAUAAAUCCUGAAAGACUGGCGAAAGGAGUUGUUGGUGGCACUUACGCACGAUUAGAAAUCCGUCCAGCAACGCAGGAAAAAUGUAAUGUUGCUGAACGGGUCGGUGUACAUAUUAUUAAAGUUUAGGAUGAAGAAUUUAUCUGCCAUGAAAUUUAAUUGCCCAUUGUUGUCUUUAGUUUGAAAUAAUUGUAUUGUCUCCUUUUUUUUUUUUUUAUAGAAAGAAAAACAAAAUAAUGAUACAAGGUAAAUUAGAUAUUUAAAGCAACUUAUUAAUUUUUCUAAUGUUCAUAGUUAAAUGCUUCAUAAAUGAAGUAUUAUAUGUACUAUACAGUAGUCAGCCGAUGCUUAUGUUGCUUAUUGCACACUUUUCAGGAAAUCAUACUUCUCAGUUCUUUCCUUUUCUUUUCUUUCUUUUCUUCUUCUUCUUUUUGUCCUUUUUUUUCUCUCUUUUUUUCCCCCUUUUCCCCCCAAUAUUAAACCUGUAACACCCUUUCUCGCGAAAUAAAAAGUAAUUUAGCUAUUUUAGUAUUUAAAGAUGAAUUUUAAUGCUGUCAAGAUAAGUUAGCAACCCCUGAUCUGUUUUGCCAGUGAUAAUGUGUUUGGUGUCAUUGAUAAAAGAAAUAAAGAUUUAUAAAUA